Trichoderma virens Gv29-8 is the source of this 940-nucleotide messenger RNA. RefSeq lists its product as uncharacterized. NCBI's taxonomy places the organism in Eukaryota, Fungi, Ascomycota, Sordariomycetes, Hypocreales, Hypocreaceae. The record is from RefSeq and is a predicted model, not a curated record. Bases 102 to 350 code for a protein of 82 amino acids. The transcript has a single exon.
UUCGACCAAUAGCAGGUUAAAGGCCGCCAUUGGUUUGAUGUUGGUAUCGGUUUUGUUGUUGUUGCUGAUGUCGUUGCUGCUAUUACUGGUAGGUAACAGGUAUGACUGUGGUUGUAAUCGAGGGGAGAAUCUUUGAAAUCGCCGACGCAAUUGCUAGUGACAAGAGGAAGAGCGCGUGCUGCUCAGACGUCGGUGAAUUGGCUCGUAUACGAGCAGUGACCGUCCUCCGUGCCGUCGAGUCGACUUUUCUUCUCUCUUCGCGUCUAGACCAACAGAUCUACUCUGUUUCCAGUCGACGAUUCACAAGCUCAAGAUUUUCCCUUGCCCAGAUUAACACCAGCGGCGCGUAAUAAAAAGCAGUUGUUAUCGCUUCCCCUUAAGGCAGCUGUUCAUGCCAACCCUUGCAAUUCUGGUAGGAUCCAAACGAUGUCCCCCACCAGGCAAUCUCUCGAUGCUCUCCGGCCCCGGGUGACGUCGACAAGGUGCAGCAAUUAAAUAAAUAAGACCUGAGGCGAGGUAGGGGUGGGAUAAAUAAAGAUUAUAGUAAGGAGAUGGAGCCGAGGGUUGGUUUCGGAACGCUCCGAAUCCAAUAAUUGCGCGCUUUUGUGUUGUUUGUUGUUUCUUUCGUUUGUCUGUCUCGUCUUGUUCCUAUCACAAGAAGCUGCAGCGGGAGGAUUCCGCGUCUCUUUUGUAAUGACCUCGCUUCUGCGGGUGGAGGCCGAAAAGAGGAAUUAAUGUAAUGCAGAGCAAAUCUCGGAGCGCCACUUCGGACAAGUCUCGCCGUCUGCUACUGGUGUAGUGUAUAAUAGAAGCUCCACCGGGGAGCCGGAGCAGAACAAGAGGCACGGCUUGCUUGUGGUGGGAAUAGAAUAAGGAAGAAGAGCAGGAAAAAGAAAGAAGAAGGAGAUUGAAGGCUGGGAAAUGAAGAGGUCGUGUGCGU